This is a messenger RNA of Lodderomyces theae, 855 nucleotides long. Its product is annotated as S-formylglutathione hydrolase. The record is from RefSeq and is a predicted model, not a curated record. Lineage: Eukaryota; Fungi; Ascomycota; Pichiomycetes; Serinales; Debaryomycetaceae. The transcript has a single exon. Gene Ontology annotation, cellular component: cytosol. Bases 1 to 855 code for a protein of 284 amino acids. Gene Ontology annotation, molecular function: S-formylglutathione hydrolase activity. Gene Ontology annotation, biological process: formaldehyde catabolic process.
AUGGCAUUCAAAACUAACGCAUCAAUUACCCAAUUCGGGGGUAAAUUGUUGAAAUUGACUCAUGAUUCCAAACUUACCAGAACACCAAUGAAUGUCAAUGUCUUUAUCCCGCCAUCUUCUAAAGCAGCCCAGAUUCCCGUGUUGAUUUAUCUUUCUGGAUUGACAUGCACACCAGAGAAUGCCAGCGACAAGUCAUUCUUCCAAUACUGGGCCAGCAAAUAUGGAUUUGCAUUGGUGUUUCCCGACACAUCACCAAGAGGAGCCGAAAUCAAGGGCGAAGAAGAUAGCUGGGAUUUUGGCACCGGCGCUGGUUUCUACGUCAAUGCUACUCAACUGCCUUGGUCGACCAACUAUAACAUGUACUCGUAUGUGCACGAGGAAUUGAUUGAUGAGUUGAGCAAGGAGUACAAAGAGUUGGAUUUUGAGAACAUCUCAAUCACUGGUCAUUCAAUGGGAGGUAUGGGUGCCUUGGUUGGGUUUUUAAGAAAACCGAGAAACUAUAAAUCUGUUAGUGCAUUUGCACCAAUUGCAAACCCUAGCGUUGUCCCCUGGGGUGAAAAGAAUUUUGGCGGUUAUUUGGGUAAUGAUAAGACUAAAUGGGCAGAGUACGACCCAACUGAAUUGAUUAAACAUUUCAGCGGUGAUGACGAGUCGACUAUAUUGAUUCAUCAAGGAUUGAGUGACAACUUUUACGAAAGAGAGUUGAAGCCGGAGAAUUUCGUCAAGGCUGCCAAAGGUUACAAGGGAGAGGUUGAUUUGAAAUUGGUUGAUGGGUAUGACCAUUCGUAUUAUUUCAUUAGCUCUUUUGUUGAAGAACAUGCUAAACACCAUGCUAAGUAUUUGGGAUUGUUAUAA